GUCUAAGACCAAGGGUGGAAUUAACCUCCUUCACAUUGAGAGCUCUAGACUGAAGGAUAUGAAAUUGUUGCUAUAGAAAAAGAUGUCUUGGUGUUUCAAAUUCAUUACCCUCAAUACAACUAGGGUACCUCUUUCUUUGUUAUUCCAUGCUUCAUUUAUUCUCGUUCUCACCGUCUCGGGAGUUAUGUCCAUCACAGAAGCUACUAAUAACAAAAUAGCAACCAACAAUAUGAGUGCAAACAGAGAUGUUAAAGCUGAUGAAGGAUGGGCAAUGCCUACUGUUGAAAAACCAAUGAGAAUAGCAGUUCCAGGGUGGAUCUAUGCUAACCAGUUUGUAAAGGUAGAACAAUCCACCAAGAAACCAGAGGAGAAGAUAUAUAGUGGUUUUUGCAUCGAUGUAUUUGAGGAGGUGGUGAGGACUUUGAGUCCCACUUUUUAUCUACACCACAAGUUUGUGGAUGUCAACUGCAGCUACGACGAUAUGGUUAAUUUUGUUGCUAAAAAGACUUUUGACGCUGUCGUUGGUGAUAUAACAAUGCGUGCUGACCGGUGGAAGAUCGUGGACUUUAGUAUACCAUUCACUGAGGCAGGUAUGUCCCUGGUAGUUCCAGUGAAGCCCCAAGCUCCCAAUGCAUGGAUGUUUUUGACCCCUUUCACUAUGGAAUUGUGGGUAACGACUUGUGCCAUUUUGUUGUACACAAUGUUCAUUGUUUGGUUAUUGGAGCAUCGCUCCAAUCCUGAAUUUCGUGGCCCAUGGAAGGACCAGCUUGGCAAUAUUCUGUGGUUCACCUUCUCUUCACUUUUCUUUGCUCACAGGGAAAGGAUUCAGCGUAACUUUACUCGAGUGGUGGUGGUGGCGUGGCUUUUUGUGGUGUUGAUCGUAACACAAACCUACACUGCCAACCUAUCUUCAAUGCUUACCAUCUCAAGACUCGAUCCAAAUGUUGACUCGCUCAAGAAGAGCAAUGCCGUAGUUGGCUGCUUUGGCAGCGACCUUGUAAGAGAGUACUUGGUGAAUGUACUUCAUUUCAAAAAGGAGAACAUCAGAAAUGACAUUGAUACCCUAUCUCAGUACCUGGACGCUUUGAAGAAUGGCAGUAUCUCAGCGGCAUUUCUUGAAGUCCCUUAUGCAAAACUUCUUGUUAAGCGGUACUGUGAUCAACUUACCGUCACAGGACCAACAUAUAGAUUCGGAGGAUUUGCCUUUGUCUUCCAGAAAGGUUCUCCCAUAGCUACCAAUGUCUCUGCAGGCAUUCUCAGAUUAUUGGAGGAUGGCACUCUGAAACGAUUGGAAGAUGAGUACUUCGCUCCAUCACCAGAUUGUUUAAACUUCCAAACUGCCAAAAAUAGUGGUCGCUUGAGCCUCCGGCACUUCUGGGGUCUAUACAUCUUCUAUAUCGCCACUUCCACCAUCUGUUUGCUACUAUUCAUCAUUCACUCACUCCACCACCAUCAAGCAUUACAAGAAGACAACGUCACGCCAACUCGUGUAAGUGUUUGGAGAAAGAUACUUCCAUUCUCGCGAUUCUUGAAUAAUGCUAGUUCAAGAGAUCCUGACAGGGUUCCAAUCUCAAGUCAUGCGCAAAAUUAUAUUGAAAUGCGUUAAUUAAACACCUAGAUAUGUUGUUUAGCUAGAUAUUAUUAGUUUCUGACUCUGGGCCUCCAGAUCUAUUUCUAUAUUUUUGUGACAUCCAUGUUUGAAUUUUUGUUCUGUAUAUAUGUCACUUGGUGUUUGAAUCACUUUUACUUUGGAUC
Messenger RNA from Cornus florida, 1755 nucleotides. RefSeq names its product glutamate receptor 2.8-like. Gene Ontology annotation, molecular function: glutamate-gated receptor activity. The transcript has 4 exons. Gene Ontology annotation, cellular component: plasma membrane. Lineage: Eukaryota; Viridiplantae; Streptophyta; Magnoliopsida; Cornales; Cornaceae. The record is from RefSeq and is a predicted model, not a curated record. Bases 83 to 1606 code for a protein of 507 amino acids.